Messenger RNA from Heterostelium album PN500, 2400 nucleotides. Its product is annotated as DEAD/DEAH box helicase family protein. NCBI's taxonomy places the organism in Eukaryota, Evosea, Eumycetozoa, Acytosteliales, Acytosteliaceae. Bases 1 to 2400 code for a protein of 799 amino acids. The record is from RefSeq and is a predicted model, not a curated record. Gene Ontology annotation, molecular function: helicase activity. The transcript is spliced from 4 exons.
AUGAAUAGUAUAACAACAACAGAAGUAGAUGAUGAAGAUUUAUUCAAGAUAAAUGAUGAUAAUGAUAAUGACAAUGAUAAUAAUGAUAAUACAGAUACUGAUUUGAAAAAGAGAAAGAGGGAUGUCGAAGAUGUAGCAACAACUACCACCAAUACAUCAACAACAACAACAACAACAUCUUCUACAGCUUCUGCAACAUCUACAACUAAAGAUUUAAAUGAAAAAGAUAUAAAGAUGAAUUUUGGUAAAGGUUGGAAAUCGUUGACUUUAUCAGUACUAUCAAAUAAUACUAGUUCUGAAGCACAGAGACAACAGCAGCAACAAAAACAACAACAACAACAGAAUCAGUUACCAGUGGUAAUGGGUGGUGUAUUCAAUAAGAAGAAACAAGAGUAUUUCGAUAAGUUUAAUACACUAUUAAUGAAAGAGAUGACUGCUGACAAGACACAGAUUGAACGUCGUCUGAUGAAAUGUGGAAUCAACUAUUUGGUUGCGAACGGUCUGGCGGUAUCGAAUUUAACUGCACAUCUAGACGGUCGUCUCUUUGAUGAAAUAAUAGUUAGAUUUAAUUCUAAAAAUAUAUUAAAUACAUCGUUUGAUGGUGAUACAGCAACAACAACUACAACAACAACUAGUAAAUCAACAAAGAAUGGUGAAACAGCGACAUCUACAACAUCGACAUCAACACCAUUGUUAAAAAUCAAUAUAGGUGAUCCUGUUAUUAUAAGUAGACAUAAUCCUUUGUAUGACGAUGUUGUUUUCGAGGGAAUAUUGUUAGAGGUCAGUGGUUCUGCUAUAAAAGUAUCUAUUAAACUACCACCACAACAACAGCAACUACAACAACAGAAAGAUAAUACAUCUAUCUUUAGGAAUACUAAACCUUGGAGAUUAGAUUACGGCAAGACAAUAGAACAAGCAUGCUCUCAGUAUAUAAAUGUAUUCAAACCGAAUUCAGAUUCCGAUGCAGAUGUGUCGAUUCCACCGGAUUUCAAUGAGUGGCGAAUGAAUAGUUCACAGCGAAACGCUAUAUUGUCAAGUGUGAAGAGACGUGUCAGUUUGAUACAAGGUCCGCCAGGCACCGGGAAGUCUGCUACCGCCAUAAAUUUGGUGCGUCUACUCUGCCACAUCAAAGAGAAGCUAUCGGCAAACGACCCCGGUGGAGUAGCCGCCAGCCAAAAGAUAUUGGUGACCUCCUACACGAAUACCGGUGUCGAUAAUCUCUUGGAUGGACUGUUGAAGUACAAUGUUAAGGUGCUGCGACUUGGACAUACCUCUAGUGUAAGACCGGAUCUUCUCAAUGCGACACUCGAUCACCAUCUAUCAGAAGCAAUCAAACAGUAUGAGAAAUCACCCAACUACAACCCAGCAAACAUCGCCAACAUCGAACGUGAUACCAAAUCGAAACUACUCAGUCAAGUCAAUGUUAUUUGUACGACAUGCAUAGCAUCAGGACAUCCAAUUCUAACGAAUGAACGAUUCUCCAUUGUAAUUGUAGACGAAGCAUCUCAGGCAACAGAACCAGCUAUUUUAGUUCCACUUUUAAAACAAUCAGAACAACUAUUUUUAUUUGGUGAUCAAAAUCAAUUAUCUCCAACCAUAUUUACAAAAGAAGCUGAAGAUGGUGGAUUAUCAAUUGGUUUAUUCCAAAGAUUGGCAAAUGAUAUUACUCCAUUCCUUUUGGAAGAACAAUAUAGAAUGCAUUCGAAAUUGUUGGAAUUUCCAAAUAAAUAUAUUUAUGAUGGUAAAUUGAAGACUGGAAUAGACGAUAAAGAUAGACAGAUACCAAGAGGCUUCGAUUGGCCACGUGAACAAUGUCCUAUUGCUUUUGUAAAUGUUGUUGGAAAGGAGGAUAUCAAUAAUUACUCUUAUAUGAACAUGCCAGAGGCAAAAGAGAUUGUUAGGAUUUUGAAAGCCAUGGUCAAAGAGAAUCAGGAUUUGACAACGGACAGUUUUGGAAUAAUAACACCAUACUCCUCACAGGCAAAGUUGAUAUGCAAUCUUUUGAGACCGGAUUUCAGAAAACUUCCUACUGUUGCAACCGUUGAUUCUUUUCAAGGAAGAGAAAAAGAAAUCAUAUUGGUCUCUACGGUACGGUCAAACUUGGGUGGAAGAGUUGGAUUCUUGAAUGACUGGCGUCGAUUAAACGUUUCACUCACCAGGGCGAAAAGAGGUAUGAUCAUUGUUGGUAAUAAACAAACUUUGGAAUCUUGUCCCUGUGAGAAAUGGAAUCAAUAUAUUCAAUGGUGCACCGAUGAAUCAUUGAUUGUAUUACCACAAACUCAACCAAUUGUUAAUAUUGAAAGUAGUAAUAAGAAAAAGAAAACAAAAGAUAACAACAUUGAAAAACCAACAAAAACAGAGAAAAAUAAGAACAAUAAAAAUAAGAAAUCAAAGAGUUGA